This is a messenger RNA of Ostrea edulis (European flat oyster), 4861 nucleotides long. Its product is annotated as early estrogen-induced gene 1 protein-like. The record is from RefSeq and is a predicted model, not a curated record. The transcript is spliced from 8 exons. Bases 395 to 1435 code for a protein of 346 amino acids. NCBI's taxonomy places the organism in Eukaryota, Metazoa, Mollusca, Bivalvia, Ostreida, Ostreidae.
UUACACCGGAAACCGGAACUUGAAAAUUUUCUCUUAUGCGCGAGUGCGUGAGGAGUUUGCUGGCAAGUGCCUCGGUAUAACUUGUUUAUCCAGAGAAGGUUUUCUUAUUUUUAAACGUGGACCAGAAAGUUUAUGUAAUGGUGACCUAAAACAGCAUUUUUUUGGUACACGUUCAGUAGCAUUUUAUCUUUUUAUUAUGGAUAUGCUCGGUACUGUAUAAGAAUAUUCAGAUUUAUCUGUUGAGGAACGCUGUGAAUCUGGUGAUGGAUCUUUCCACCGGUUUACCUCUCAUUUGAUUUUCAUCGUAGUUGUGAAGGAGUAAAUUUUGUUGGAUGCAACCAUGUAACUUUUCAAAAACCACUGAAGUUGGGAAUCCCCACUUUUUCAUCAUGAGAUGACUCGUAUUUCAAAGAUGAUGUCUUUAUUCAUGAUGAAGAAAAAGAGAUACAAGUUUAAUGUUAACUUUAGACUUGAAGAGUUGUCUUCUGUUCCAUUUAUAAGUGGUUUGCUGUUUGCUAAAAUCCGACUUUUGGAAGGUGGAAGCUUUUUAGAACAAAGUACAAGAGAAGAGAUACAGAACCACUGUGUGUCUUGGAAGACUUCCUACAACUUUCAGUGCAAAGUAACAGCCAGCGCCAGCACCGGCUUUCUGGAUCCCUGUGUCUGCCGAGUCUCCGUGCGCAUGGACCAGAAAGGAGGGAAGGCAUAUCAAAAGCUGGGCUUUGUGGACAUCAAUCUGUCCGAGUUUGCUGGAUCUGGACAACAGUCCAGGAAAUUCUUGUUGGAAGGGUAUGAUUCCAAACAUCGACAAGACAACUCGACCAUUGAACUCACCUUGGAGAUGACCUUGAUCUCUGGUGACCCUGUUUUUAAAGUCCCACGUCAGACCACCAAGUGGUACGAUGACUUAGACCAGCCAGCUGUGAGGAUAGAGGAGUGCAGCGAGGGUAGUUUGGCCUCAAACAGUGCCAGUAGUGGCUGUGGUAGUCUACCUCGCAAAGACAGGCCAAGUAUUAUUACAGAUUCUCCAGAGGUUGAUAUGCACCCCCAGAAUCCUGACUGUGAGGGUUUGAAGAGCCACCAGAGAAAUGACAGCUACACCAGUACACACUCGCGGGGGUCCACCGGGUAUGCCUCGCUUGGACACAGUCGACAAUCAAGUGUGGGCAGUGAGAAAAACCCCUAUGCUACUCACACCAGGAGCUCCAGUGCUGGCUCAGCUCUAAUCAAUGAUCUCACAAAGGGCGACAGAAGAAAAAAACUAGAGGAGUUGGAAAAGGGCAAGCGAGUGGAUCAAACACGGGUAAAUGCUGGAGAUGUGGUGGAUGACCUAUUUAAAGAGUUCAUGAGCUCAACAGAACUCAGCACCAAAAACCAGCGAAGUACUGGUCUACAGCUUCAGUUUGACAAAGAAGGAAAUCCCUUUUUAAGGUGACAUGACACCUACAGAAACCAUGGCAGCAUUCCCAGGGAUCAUUCCUUGUUGAUCAUGGAGAACAAAUCUGACUGUCAGAAGAAAGGUGUACGCAGUCCCAGAAUUGUUUUGUGAUAUAUUUAUUCAGGUUGCUGAAGACAUGGCUUUAUAUCAGCAAUUCUUUAUGUUGACAAAGAAGGAUUUUAAAUGUGCAGUUCAAAGAGGAAGAAGUGUGAGGAAUGUAGUGGAGGAAACCAUUUCUGAACCACAGAUCUCCAUGAGGAUUCAGAAGUCAACUUUUUACAACUUAGUAUAUAGUGUGUUAUUUUGUAUGUAUUCUUAAGAUUUGAAAUUUUUCUGAGAUUCAGAUUACUAAGGUGUAACAUUUUAAUUCAAUGGCUUUUUUAAUAUCCUCUGUGAACAAAUUUCAUAGGAUAUUGGUGCUUUUAUUCUGUUUGAUAGUUCCAUCAUUUUUCAAUUCUCACAAGAAAAUGCUGUAAAACAACGUAUCAUAAUUACAUUCUGUACCUCACAAAUCACAUUACUCACCCCUCUCUAUCCAUCUUAUUAUCACACUUGAUGUCAACAACUUACAGUGUAAACAUUAGAAACGGAAACCAGGCAGACAAGUUUCUGAAGACCAUAGUGUAUGUCUUGACCCAGAAAGAACCAAGGUAUGUUUGAAAGGACAAGGUUCUUCAGAUUAGCUGUCAAAUUUUUUUUCAUGAUUCAGUAAUGCAACAAUUUAGAUACCCAAGUACGUUAAGGUUACUUUUGGUCAGUAGGGUAUGUUUUCCUCUACCUACAUCGUUUUGAAAUAUCAUGGCCAUAGGGUUUUAAAUAAAAAAAAUUAAAAUGUCUGGGCCAUAUCAUUUGACAUAGCAUUUCACAGAUUGUUGAAGCUUAUACUUGCACAUAAACUCUUGUUGACAGAGUGCAUUAUGACUUUCAACUAUGAUCGUGUGAAUUUUUAUUUUUUUUCAAACUUAACUUUGUAACACCGAGAUUGCAGUGAAUGGCCAUGUGGCACAGACUUAGUAUUAACAUUAUGAUAUUCUUUGAUGGGCAUUGUCAUAGCGGCACACAUAUGGAAAACUACAAAUCAAACAUACCUUCCUUUACUUACAGCCUUUUUUAUGACCUUUGCUUAUUAACUGCAAAAUAGCAGUCUAAGAGAAGUGGUGUGUAAAUCACUGUGCUUUCUUACCUGUUGAAAAGAGAAACACUUGUUUGUAACUUUGCAGUGUUGUUGAAAUGUUGCUCUAAACUAUCUGUAGUCCUAGCAAAAUGUAUGUGUACUGCUGUUGUUUUCAUUGUCUUUUUCAAUAAUUCAUUACAUUAUUGAUUGAGAGGUGCCUUAGAACUUUACUUUUACUUUUACAUGACUGUCACAGGGACCAAAUCAUGGAUUACAGAAUCAUAUUAAAAAAAAUUGCAUUUGCAUAGUGAUUGUUUUCUCUGGAGAAAAUUUCCAUCUUUGGGGCUAAUCAUACUUAUGAAGCCAGCGGAUCUUGAUAUUUGUCAGUGCUGAUUUCAAAAAUAAAAAUUGCUAUUUGUCUUUUAAGCUACCAUCAUUUUAUAUUGUGUUCAGUCACGCUCACUACACUCUCAUAUUGAUGCCAAAGCAGAUCCUGUGUUUGAUAACCAUGAACUUGUUUAUAUUUAUAAAUAGGAGGUUUUUAUUUUUUUACCACUUGACAAAGAUUUAAACAGAUAUUACAAAGUUUUUAUCAUUAUUCUGUUUUUAGCCAUUUUGUUUAAUAUGAACUCUUGAGAUAGUGCAUAUGCUCUGCAAAUCAAUUCUACACUUUAGAAUUUACAUGUACAGACAGAACUACACAGUCAACACCACCUUAGCUAAUCCAUCAUAUUCACAGAAAUGACAGAAAACUUCACAUUUCAUUAACCAGUAACCACCAUUCUUUAUUUCGUAGCAACUAUUGUUCAUUUUAAUCUAAGCAACAAGAGAGAAAAUUUUCACACCUUUACUAGCUUCUCAUCGUAAGUAAUGUUUGCAUUUAUUUUGAAUUUGUGCAGUAAUUGUAGUGUAUAUGAAAUAAAAUACCUGCAAAGGUGCUCCAACAGUUAAGACUGCUGACCCAGAAUUGGUUCUAUAUACCUGCCUUUUUUGACCUGGCCUUUCACAAAUUGAUUUAGUGAUUAAUGUGAAGAUUUAUUGUGAACAUCUUGCUCAAAAUGUUGCAGGCAGUGUAAAAUUUGUGCAAUCUCAUUUCCUUUAUGUAUAUAAUACAUGUAUAUUUUAAAAAUUCACAUUUAAUUUUGUACAUGAGGCAUUAAGGCACAUUUGAAUUUGCACAUACAUAACAAUAGAUUUUUAUUUUUUUAUUUUUUUUUUUGGUUUUGAUAAGUGUUUUUGAUGGUAUGCCUUAGAAUAGGGUAAGAUGUUCACCAAAUCCUUGUAGUGUUACAUCAUUAUAAUUAUGGUAGAUUCAAGAUAUUUAAUACUUACCUUUCCAGAGAAAUUCCCUUUUAUCAAUUAGAGUAGAGGAUUUUUAUUCAAUGGGGCUGUAAUACUAUAAAAUCUAGAAGACCUCACAAUGAAAAUGGUUAACCUUUAUAGAUUUGUGCAUGUUUUUCCUGGAUAAUUCUGUUGGUGUUUUACUGUAGUACUGGAACAUGACUAGAAGUCACCAAUUGUUAUCCAUCCUCUAGUGUUGUCAAGUUUUCACCAAUUUAAGAACUUUGAAGUCUUUUAAACUUUUUCGUUGUUGUUUUAUUUAUUUUUUAUAAAUUUGACAUGCUUCAACGAUCAAUACACAAUGUACAUCUUUUUAACUCUGCUUUUUCAAAUAUUUUUUUAAAAUGUGUAAAAUCAGGUAGUACAUGUAUACCCAUGGAUUACAGCACAAUAAUGAUUCCUUGUGGUGUAAUUUGACUAAUAAUGACUGUCUUGAAGGCUUUGUUGUCAGUUCUAAUGCCUUAACUUUUAUACCAACACAAUGGCAGAGUGAGUUUACAGAAGUGCCUUUUUUCAAAUCCCAAAUUUUUUAACAGAUGUAGAUGUAUCUAAUUCAGUACGCAUUCUGUGUGAUCAUUUGAAUGACCUGCUUACACUUACUCUGCAUUAGGCCUUACAACAGUGAACCUAACAUGAAAUUUCUCCUCUUGGUUUAUGUAAACGAAUCCUAGUUCUUUUAUACUGUGAGUGAAUUUCUACUGCAUUGUAUUAUAUUUGUUCAGUUCCUCUUCAUGAUGACAUAAUUAUCUACUUACUCACAAUGGAUCAAAAUGUGCUGUCAUUUUAGAAUUACACAUAUCAGAAGUUACAUGUAUAUGAAUGGCAGACUUGGGUUGUCAUGUGUUUGGCCUUUACUCUUAUGGUGGUUUGCACCUAAAGGCUGUCUUCCCUAUUUAUUUUUCCAUGUCAUUUCUCGUACAUAGUGCUGUUUUGUUAAUAGAUAUCAGAAAUAAAGAUUUUUCUCGGUA